Molecule: messenger RNA, 1059 nt
Organism: Suillus paluster
Lineage: Eukaryota; Fungi; Basidiomycota; Agaricomycetes; Boletales; Suillaceae
Product: exoribonuclease, exosome component 4
Exons: 3
Coding region: 123-902 (259 amino acids)
Biological process (GO): nuclear mRNA surveillance; U4 snRNA 3'-end processing; poly(A)-dependent snoRNA 3'-end processing
Cellular component (GO): nuclear exosome (RNase complex); nucleolus; cytoplasmic exosome (RNase complex)
Source: RefSeq, a predicted model, not a curated record
GAUCAUGUCCAAAAACUAUAAUCAAGAAGAAACGACUGUCUUCUUUCUAUAUGGUCUGGCUAGGGGAGACUACUUUAAAACUAGCUAUUAAACCUGCCUGACUUGUAGUAUACUGCUAAACUAUGUCCUCGCGAAUCGAGCUCCUCAAUGCUGGUCUUCUCCGCAGCGACGGUCGCAGGCCUUAUGAGCUACGCACACUAUCCAUCAACUUUGGAGCACAAGGCACCGCAGAUGGCAGCGUCACCUAUUCACAUGGCCUCACCGAGGUUCGCGUCGCAGUUCUUGGCCCACACGAACCAAAAGCAGGCAGCAGACGCGAAACACUACAUGACCGUGCAACACUAAACGUCGAAGUCCAGCUCGCGCCUUUUGGCGUUGGCGAGCGGCGGAGAAGAGGGAGGGGUGAUAAACGCCUUCUUGAACUUGCUGCGACUAUUAAAAGCACAUUCGAGCCCGUUGUGCAAACGCAUCUAUACCCCCGCACCACGAUCGACAUUUUCAUCCACGUCCUGCAACUCGACGGGGGGCUCCUCCCCGCAUGUAUAAACGGCUCCACGCUCGCCCUUGCAACCGCAGGCAUCCCCCUCUUCGAUUUCGUUUGUGCCAUUGCCGGAGGCGUACACGGCACCCAACCCCUCCUUGAUCUCACGACAGUAGAGGAAAAUGACGUGCCUAGCGUGGUGGUGGGCGUGAUGCCUCGCACGGGAAGGGUGACGCUCGUGCAGAUGGAGACGAGGUUGCAUAUGGAGAGGUUUGAGGAGGUGUUUAGGGUUGCGUGUGAUGCUGGGAAGGUGCUUUGGAGUGAGAUGAGGGAUGCGUUGAGGGAACGGACUGGGGAUUUGGUGGAUGCGCUUGAGGCGGGCCCGGGGAUGAGUGUGGUGAAGGAGACUGAGGAGACGUAGGAGUUGUCGUGCAAAACCAUGUUAUGUUCCCGUUGUGUAGGUAAGGAUACCUGAUCAUACCCAGCAUCUCAUCGUGUCGAUUAUGUACGCGAAACUGUUACUGCGAUUUCAGACUCCUGAAUAAGUACGAAAUGAAGUCUCCUAAUACGGUAGCACA